CUCACCCUACCUUCUUCUCCUACUACAAACACCGCUAAUAAUGGCGGCGGCAGUGACGACCACGGCGGUGCUGUGGCGGAUUCGGCUCGGCUCGGCUCUGCGAGCGGCUUUCGCUUGUAGCUUAAUUGGCGGGGUCAUGAUGUUCGGACCGGCGUCAGUGAGGCAGUUACUGUCAUUUCCGGCUUUCUCUUACUUCACAACCAUUUCAAUUGUACUAACGGACGCCGUUUCUAUUGGCGACGCCGUUAGGGGUGUGUGGCACGUGAUGUGGGCGGUGGUGUCAGUGUUGGUUUUGUCUGUGCCUUGCUUGUAUUUGGUCGGACCGGAGCGGUUCACCGGUGGGUUGUCUGCGGCGGUGGCUGUGGCAAUUAGUGCGUUUGUGGUGGCGCUUCCGAUGAGAACCCAUGUGCUGACUAAGCGAAUCGCGUUUGGACAGCUGGUGAUUGUGUACGUUGGGACGGUGGUUCACGGCGGUCAGACGAGUUUCUUUAUGCACCCAAUUCGUGUUGCGUCCAGUACGGCUGCCGGAGCUCUCGCCGCCGUCGUUGCUAUGGUGUUGCCGUACCCUCGGCUCGCUUCCUUUCAGAUAAGGAAACUUAGUAGAGCUUAUUGUGAGAAUGGGUGCGAGAGGAUGGGGGCCAUGGUGGAAGGGUUCGGCGCCAAGACCAAAGCAGAGGCGGCUGCGUCAAUGGCCGAAGCCAAGGCCCUAUCCACCACCGGAACUAAGCUGCUUCGAUCCAUCCAACCAAAUCUGGGAGGGAUGAUUUGGGAGCGGCAACAGAAGGAGAUUGCAGAAAAGUUGGAAGGAUUCGAGGUUGCUCUGAGAGGAAUGGAAGCCGCCUUAACUUCCCCUUCCAUUGCGAUCGGAGCAAUGGACGAACAACUCUGCAAUUCGCUCAACGAUCUCAAACCCAAAGCCACUUUAAAGCUACAGAGUUUCAAGAUUUCCUUUCCUCCGAAUGCCACAACCGCGCCGGAGACGAAGCCGCCAUUCUCAACCCCUCCGCCUCUCAACGUUUCUCUCAUUACCCCUCAGAUUCUUCCGCCUUCGUUUUUCUUGCGUUGUAUGGAACUUCUUCACUAUGGCUCAACUGCCGCCGCCGCCACCCGGAAUCUUGUCUCCGAUGUGGAAAUCGAUCGGAAAGCCAACGGGAUAGAAGUAACCGAGUUGAGAGACGGCGGUACAGAAAAUACUCGUUGGGGCAUUUUGUCGAACAUCUUGCCUACAAAGCAAAGUUUGUGUUUUGCGCUGAAAUGCUCAAUUACUUUGGGGCUUGCCGUGUUUCUGGGUCUGACUUAUACAAAGUCGAAUGGGUAUUGGUCAGGAUUGACGGUUGCCAUCAGCCUUGCAACAGAGAGACAAGCCGUAUUUACUGUUGCAAACGCUCGAGCUCAAGGGACAGCAAUGGGGUCAAUCUAUGGCGUUCUGUGCUGUUUUAUUUUGAGAAAACUUGAGUAUUUAUGGCUAUUACCUCUUCUCCCUUGGGUUGUUUUUUCCAGCUUUCUAGUUCAUAGUAGAAUGUAUGGUCCAGCCGGUGCGACUUCCUCAGCAUUAGGGGCAUUGCUAGUUCUUGGGAGGAAGAAUUAUGGCAUUCCAUCUGAGUUUGCUAAUGCUAGAAUCACAGAAGCUUGCAUUGGAUUGAUCUGUUUCUUAACAAUGGAGCUUAUCUUCAACCCAACAAGAGCAGCAACUUUAGCUAAAACAGAGUUCUCAAGGAGUUUGGAGGCUCUUCAAGAGUACAUCAAAAGGGUAAUCCUUAUUCCUCAAAAGAACAUCAAUUUCAGUUCACUGAUAGAACAUCACAAAACUCUGAAAUCCCAUGUUAGUCAAUUAGAGAAGUUCAUUGCUGAAGCUAGGUUUGAGCCUAAUUUCUGGUUCACACCUUUCCAAAGUGGCUGCUAUGAUAAUCUUCUGAAAUCCCUGCAGAAAAUAGUGAAUAUCUUACAUUUUCUACCGCAUGAAGUGAAUCUUCUCUGUUUAGAACUUAAUAGAUCUGGGGUUGUUGGGAAGGAGGUUCAUGAUAGUUUAAGUGAAGACAUGGAUGCUUUCUGCAAAAAAGUUGGAUGUUCACUGAAUUUCAUGGAGAAACUGAGCAUGAUGAAGGAAUUACAAAACACAAACAAGAACCAGUGUUCUGAAAUGGAGAUGGGGAAGAUGAUUCCAAAUGAUGGAUGCAGAGCUCUUGCUCUAGUUGAAGAAGAUGUUGAGAAGAUUAUGGGUUCUUUCUGCCAACAUGCAAAUGAAAUACUGACCAAAGCUUACACAAAUGAAGAAGGUGAAGCAAAUCAGAGAGGGCAAAUGACACUUUGUUUGAGUUCAAUUGGGUUUUGUAUGGAGUGUUUGAUGAGAGAAACAAUGGCGAUGGAGAAGGAAGUUCAUCAGCUGCUGAAACUGGAGAAUCCAUCAUUUCAUAUCAACCUGCAAGAACUCUCAACAAAAGUGAAUGCUCAUCACUGUAAAUGAUAUAUUUAUAUUGAUAUACUGAAUUUGCUUUGCAGCCAUCAGACAAAGUUUAUAGUCUGAGCAAAGGCAAGAGAUGCUACUACUAGGCUACUAUAUGUAAGUUCAUAUAAUAAACAUUGAUUCAAUAAAAACAUUAUUCUUAAAUCAAAUCCGACUUGUUUUUUUAGU
Molecule: messenger RNA, 2632 nt
Organism: Cucurbita pepo subsp. pepo (vegetable marrow)
Lineage: Eukaryota; Viridiplantae; Streptophyta; Magnoliopsida; Cucurbitales; Cucurbitaceae
Cellular component (GO): plasma membrane
Source: RefSeq, a predicted model, not a curated record